This is a messenger RNA of Dichomitus squalens LYAD-421 SS1, 756 nucleotides long. RefSeq lists its product as uncharacterized. Bases 1 to 675 code for a protein of 224 amino acids. The record is from RefSeq and is a predicted model, not a curated record. NCBI's taxonomy places the organism in Eukaryota, Fungi, Basidiomycota, Agaricomycetes, Polyporales, Polyporaceae. The transcript has 2 exons.
AUGCUGCGUGUGUGGUGGGCCGACUUCGGAGACGACCAUCGUGACUUUCACGAGGUGGCUCCUCAGCUUCCAGCACUCCGAUCGUUCACUGUCGACUGUACCGACGGCCUCCCGCGAAUGGCUUGUCUGUUGCAAGCAUUCCCCGCACUGGACGACACCCUAUCCUUCAAUCAAGCCGAGGUAGCGUCAUGGUGGCCACUGGACGAUCGCCUGAACCUCGUUAGAGAUGAGAACAAGCGAGCUCAGGAGUCCCAUUGUUGGGCAGGCCUCGAUCGUGUUUCCUGCGAGGCACGUGUUUUCGUCAUUCUUGGUCUCAUGUGCCCCAUACGCCAUGCAGAUGUUGUCGAUUGCUCGACCCUAACCAGGGAUUCUGUGGCGACUGCCCUGCGCGACAACCCUCCUCGUCGGCUCACCCUUAGUGUAGAACUCGAGCGUGGUCCGUCGGUACUCCACGGGCUGUUCCCGUCUGAGCUGGAGCCUACGCUUACCCACCUCGUGGUCACCCUGCGCUGCGCCGAGGGUGAUGACCGCAGGGGCCCCCCGGACUUCGACUUUCUCGCGAGAGUCCAGCUGGACGAGUUGCUUGACAUGUUCCUUCACUCCAUCGCGCGUCUGUGCCCGAGGUGGAUCCGUCUCAGCUUUUACAGCCACUCUGACUCUCGCGCCGAGUUCUGAGAGACAUUCGUGCGAAUCGUGCGACAUCUGCCGUUCGAGGAGGUAGCAUCACGGCUAGCUUCUUCGAUACCCUCGUUGAGG